Closterium sp. Yama58-4 is the source of this 4269-nucleotide messenger RNA. NCBI's taxonomy places the organism in Eukaryota, Viridiplantae, Streptophyta, Zygnematophyceae, Desmidiales, Closteriaceae. The record is from the annotation of a GenBank genome assembly.
AUGGACAGUAAGCUAGUGAGGAGGUUUUCCUUCAGUCCGAGUAAGAAGGCGCCUCCGAGUCCAAGUAGCAGUACCUCCAAGCGGAGAGUCAACUAUGCGGGUUCCAAGCUGCCUCUGCCGGGAUUCGCAUCUCCCAUAGUGCCGGAAGAUGAGGCCACGCCAUCAGGCACCUCUCACGAAUCAGCGAGUCGCCACACAACUGGCACUCCGAACCUCCUGUCAGCGUUUAGGCCGUCUCGGCAACCGACGAGCCACGCACCAUCACCCGCUCCGCCUCUCGGUAGUCAGUCAGGCCUUAAGCCGAUAAUGGCCCGCGCUUCGAGUCCGAGUCCUAGCAGCAAUACGGUUCGUGGGAGUGCCAUCUCAGGGCCACGUGUUCACGCGCAGCCCCAGCCGCGACAGGUGUCGUUCGCGCCGUCCACCCAGCACCACCCGAUGCUGGUGCCGGAGAUGGCGGUGGUACCCAACCCUCUGGAGAACGAGAACGUUCUAGUCACCGUUCGCUUCCGGCCGCUCAGCUUGAGGGAGAUUCAGCGGGGAGAGGACGUGGGGUGGUACGCCGACGGCGACAAGAUAGUUCGCAUGGAGUCGAACCCCUCCAUCGCCUAUGCUUACGACAAGGUGUUUGGGCCCGCUACAACGACGCGGGGGGUGUAUGACGUGGCAGCGCAACCCGUCGUAGCUGCUGCGAUGGAAGGAAUUAACGGGACGGUCUUCGCGUACGGAGUCACGAGCAGCGGGAAGACACACAGCAUGCACGGCGAUCAGAAGUCCCCGGGUGUCAUUCCGCUGGCCGUGAAAGAAGUGUUCAGCAUUAUCCAGGAUACGCCCGGUCGCGAGUUUCUACUGCGCGUGUCGUACCUCGAAAUCUACAAUGAGGUGAUCAACGACCUGCUCAACCCCGCCGGGCAGAACCUGCGCAUCCGCGAAGAUGGCCAGCACGGCACGUUCGUGGAGAACGUGAAGGAGGAGGUGGUGCUCUCCGCCGCGCACGCCCUCUCCCUCAUCGCCGCUGGCGAAGAGCACCGGCAUGUGGGCGCCACGCACUUCAACACGGCCAGCAGUCGCAGCCACACCAUCUUCACUCUCACCGUGGAGAGCAGCGGGCGGGACUUGGAUGGGUACGAGGAGGUCACCUACUCGCAGCUGAACCUGAUCGACCUGGCGGGGUCGGAGAACAGCCGAGCCACAGCGGGCAACAACAUGCGGCGCAGGGAGGGCACGUUCAUCAACAAGAGCCUGCUCACACUCGGCACGGUGAUAUCGAAGCUGAGUGAGCGCAAGCAGUCACACGUGCCGUAUCGGGACUCCAAGCUCACGCGUCUGCUGCAGACGUCACUGAGUGGCAAUGCGCGCAUCUCACUCAUCUGCACCGUCACUCCCGCCUCGGGCACGUUGGAGGAGACCCACAACACGCUCAAGUUCGCCUCGCGCGCCAAGCACGUUGAGAUCCGCGCCAACGCCAACAAGAUACUGGACGAGAAGUCGCUGAUAAAGAAGUAUCAGAAGGAGAUCAUGGCGCUCAAGGACGAGCUCACGCGCCUGAAGCAGGGCAUGUCACACGGCCCCCCCGCGCUGCCCUGGGGCGCCGCGCCUGGCAGCGGCAACAGUGGCGGCAGCGGGGGAGGCGACAUGGGCGGGCAGGACCUGGCAGUGCUGCGAGAGAAGUUGGAGGCGGAUCAGAUGCUGCUGCAGUCGCGCCUGGAGGAGGAGGAGGAGGCGAAGGCGGCGCUGUUGACGCGCAUACAGCGCCUCACCAAGCUCAUCCUCGUCUCCUCCAAGGCCUCCUCCGCCUCCAAGCCCGCCCCCCCUCAGCACGCCCCCCCCACCGGCCGCCUGCGCCGCCGCCUCUCCUUCGGCGAGGAGGACCUGGCGUACCUGAAGCAGAGGCGCAUGGACCUGGGCUUCGACCUGCUGGACGACGCCAUGGGCGCGGGGGGCGCGGGGGCGGGCGCGGGGGACGACCUGCAGCGCCUGGGGGGCACGGUGGGCGCAGCAGGGUCGCGGUCUGUGAGCGUGUACAGCGGCGGCAGUGGCAGUGGCGCUGCCUCGCCCAGAGGGGCAGGCGCAGGGAGAGAGGGGGGCGGCGCAGGGGACGACGAUGGGGACCCCAUGAUCCUCAAAUGGCUGCGUUCCAAGAAGGACGGGGCAGGCAGCAAGGACGGAGACGGCGAGGGGGCUCUGCACACGUCGCUGUCAGGCAGUGAGAACGUGGACCCAAUCCUCACUGCCCGCGGCACGGAUGGUGGUAUGGAGGCGGGCAGAGCAGGCAGCGACAGUGGGCAAUGGCUGACAAGGGUCAGCAGUGGCACGGACAGCUCAGAGGAGCACGCAGGGGGGACGGGGGCGGGGCCGGGGGCGCCCAGGAUGAUGCGCGCAAGUGGCACGACGCUCAUGGACCAGUGCGAACUGCUGAGGGAACAGGUGAAGAUCCUGUCAGCAGAGGUGGGCUUCCACACGUCCAACCUGAGGCGCCUUAUCGACAAGGGCGAGAACACACCGCAGGAGCAGCAGGAAAUCGAGAGGCUGCGAGUGGAGCUAGCAGGCAAGCAGCAGCAGCUGCGCGAGAUGGAGGAGCUCGUGCGACUGAGGCAGGGCAGCCAGCCGUCCCCUGCUGCCAGCGCCGUGGGGCCCACUGAUGGCCUGGGCGUGGGCGCAGAGGCAGACACGGCCACAAAGGAACAGAUGGCCAAGACCAUAGCGAAGCUCAAGGCAGUGCUGAGUGAGAAGACGUUUGACAUGGAGAUCGUGAGUGCAGACAACCGCAUUCUGCAGGACUCGCUCAAGGCCAAGACGAAGCAGGUGCAGCAGCUGAUGGAGGAGGCCAACAUGCUGCGCGUAGAGCUCACCCGCGCCAUCACCUCUCGCCACGGCGCCACCCGCGGCCAGGGGGAGGCCAACGGGGAGGCUGACGGGCAGGCUGACGCAGCAGGGCAAGGGGAGGGCGAGGGUGGCACGGGGGCAGGGUCAGGGGGCGGUGAGGCGGGAGGGAGUGGCGGUGAGGGCAUGGUGGUGGUGCGGGCGGGAGAGCUGGAGGAGCUGCGGUCGCAGGUGAGGCUGGCGAGGCAAGAGGCGGACAUGCUGCGGCAGCAGCAGCACCAGCUCACCAAGGACCUCGCACAGGCGCGCUCCCUCGCACUCACCGCCUCCUGCUCUGCACCUGCCGGUGCUGCUGCUGGUAGCGGUGCUGAUGGGUCAGGUGCUGCAGCAGGGGCGCCAUCACUGGCGUCGUUUUUGGACGGGGCGUAUAUGAAUGGGCCGGAUGGGCGGCCUGAUGUGAGCGUGCUGCUGCAGCAGGUAGAGGCGGCGAGGGCGAGGGAGGCGCAGUGGCAGGAGCAGCGGCAGCAGCACCAGUUCGUGGAGGCUGAGCUGGCAGCUGCUCGUGCUGAGCUGGCAGCGUAUCGAACUGCUGCUGCUGCAGAGGCAGGAGGAGUGGAGAGUGGGGAAGGUGGGGGGGGUGGAGAAAGCGAAGGUGACGGCACAGGGGAGGGCGCAGGGGAGGGCAUGAGGAAGCAGGGGGUGGUGGGAGCGGUGGCGGCGGUGGCGGCGCGGCUAGAGGCGGAGAAGGAUGCAAUGCUUGCGGCACGGCAGAGGGAGGUGGGCGAGCUGCAGCAGAGCCUGGCAGCAGCACAGCAGAGGGAGGCGGCUUUAGAGAGGGACUUAAGCACCAUGUGGGUGCUCGUGGCUGAGCUCAGACACAUGGGCGGGGGCAGCCGCUCCUCGUCUGUCAAGGACAGUGAGGGCAGCGGCAGGGAGGGCGGUGGGGGCACGGCGGGGCGAGGGGGGUUGCUGGAUGCGGAGGAGAUGGCGGAGCUGGCAGGCAGCAUUGGGGGCAGCGGGCGGUGGUUGGACGAGCUGAGGAAGGGGGAGAGCAUGCGCAGCGAGGGGGGCGGUAGUGAGGGGGGCAGUGAGGGCGGGUUGAGCCUGUCGGAGAGAGCGAUGGAGUUGAUCAGAGUGGGGUCCGCGGGUAGCUUGGGGGCGCGCGGAGGGGAGGUGGCGGGUGGGGAGGUGGAGGUGCGUGUGCAGAUGGCGGUGGAGCGAGAGACAUCUGCGCUCAAGGAGGAACUCGCACGGAGAAAGGGCGAGCAGCUGGCGGGGCUGACGCUGAGGGAGCUGAUGGCUCUGGAGGCGGACAUGGAAACAGCCCUCACCAAACUCGAGGUCGCUAAGAUGCGAGUGCGGGCGGAGGGCAGCAGCACCAGUGGCUCUGAGAUAGACCCGACUGCGAGGACUGCGCCCGAGAUGCUGACCUGUGCGCCACGUGCUUAG